GAGAAGCGUGAUAAGGAGCGUUCUAAGGGUAAAACAUUAACUCAAGACAUCGAAAUGAUAGUUGCAAAAACGGAAACGGUCGAAGAAACAGCUACGGAGAAAGUUCCAAAGAAUGUUUCAGAAACUGCAACAGCACAGAAAGAUAUUUCUAUGGUGGUACAUUAUGACUUGAGCGCUUUGAUACCAUUUGCUUCACCUUUAGCAACUGAGGAAUUUACCCUAGAAUUAAUGCAAGUUGUGAGAAAAGCUUCAAGAAAAAGACAUUGUAGACGUGGUGUCAAGGAAGUAGUCAAAGCUCUAAAAAAAGGACAUAAAGGUCUUGUCGUAAUUGCUGGGGAUAUUUCACCUAUAGACAUAAUCACUCACAUCCCAAUACUAUGCGAAGACUUUAAUGUGCCUUAUAUUUACAUUCCAUCGAGAGCAGAUCUUGGAUUUGCCUGUGCUACAAAGCGUCCUACAAGUGUAGUGAUGAUUGUUCCUGACCUGAAGGAUGAAGAAGCUUUUGAUUAUAAAGAGCAUUAUAUGGAUUGCUACGAAAAAGCAAAAGAACUGACAUUUUAA
This is a messenger RNA of Racocetra persica, 561 nucleotides long. Lineage: Eukaryota; Fungi; Glomeromycota; Glomeromycetes; Diversisporales; Gigasporaceae. The record is from the annotation of a GenBank genome assembly.